UCACAAAAUAUCUGUUGUAUACAAACAAAUUUAUUACCAUAUUUGAUUUAUUAUGUCUGUUGACAAAGAAUGUAAAUACAUUUUCAAUUGUGAGGAAUUCUAGUCACUUGUAGUAAAAUAUAUAUUUAUAAAACAUAUUCAUAGAUAAAUUCUGAUUUCCGUAAAAUGGAGGUUAUGGAUUAUUCAGAAGAAGUACAAAUGGAAGAUGUAGUAGAAAUAGGAGAAUCUGAUAAUGAUAAUGCUGACAACUCAGAAAAUGAAGCUCAAACAGAAGAUACAAAAGACAAUGAUGAAGAUGAAAUAAAAGCAAAAAAAGCAAAAGAAACAACUUUAGACGAUUCUGAUAUUGAUUCUGAUCAGUCUUGUCCAAUAUGCAUGGAUUUAUGGACUAGUUCAGGAGAUCAUCGUUUAUGUUGUUUAAGAUGUGGACAUUUGUUUGGACAUAGUUGUAUUUUUAAAUGGCUGCAGACUUCUUGUACUAGUGCAAAUCGCCGGUGUCCCCAAUGCAAUAGGAAAGCUGCUGUAAAAGAUAUCAGAAUGUUAUAUGCCAAAAAAUUGACUUCGAUAGAUACCACAGAAUUAGAUAAAUUAAAAAAACAAUUAAAUAGCGUUAAUUCAGAAAAGAAUCGUAUAGAAAUGGAACUUUCAAAAUAUACUUUAAGAGAAAAAUUAUUUGAACAACAAAUUGCUGCCAUGAAAAAUCGGAUAUCUGAACUAGAAAGUCAGCAAUCAGAAAUAACUAUUCAUUCAAAUCAAAAUAUAUCUAAACAUAUGGUUAAAAAGUUCCAUUUAGAUCGAUCUAUAGAAAUAUGUAAGGAUGGCGGUUGCCGUGUAUUAGAUUACAAUCCGUGGUUUGGAUUCUUGGUUGUGUCACAGAAAUCAACAAAUACUUUAUUCUCAGGCUAUGGUAUUAAAAAAAUUGAUUCUGAUAAAUUUCAACCACGCCAGUUUAUUUUUUUGCAUAACCAAGUUAUAAGAGAUGUUACAUUUAAUACAUCUCAGCAAUCAUUACUGCUUAGUGUUGGUUUUGAUAAAUGUGCAAAAUUACUAGAUAUUCAAAGCCAUAUUAUUAUGCAUACUUAUCAAACAGACUCUCCAUUGUGGAGUUGCUGCUGGUCAGGCAAUAAUUCACAUGUGUUUUUUGUGGGUGCACAGAAUGGAUCUAUAACACAAUUUGAUAUUAGACAAACUUCUAGUGCUGUAGAAAUUUUAGAUAAUCCAGGCGACAGGUCACCAGUAGUUUCUCUAGCAACAGUGCCUUCUAAUUCGGGUAGCAGUAUUACUCGGGGUGGAUUCAUAGCGUGUCGUUUAAAUACCUGUUAUGCUUAUGAACAGAAAGAUUCAAAAUAUUUACCUAAACAAAUAUUUCUUGAAGGUCCGUUUGUAUCUGCGUGUUACGAUGAAAAGAAUAAUCAUACUUUAAUAUCUUCUCGACCAAACGUUAGACAACCUCAUGCGAGACACAUAGUGUGCACCAUAGAAAAAGGCAAUGAGGAAUCAACAAUUUGUAAUGUAGUACACACGUUCCACGCUGGUAAUUCUCAACAAUUAUUGUCUCGACCAUGUUUCAUAAAUGUUGAAAAUGAUACAUUAGUUGCUGCACACCAAGAAUCUACUAGCAGUAUAUCAUUAUGGAGUACAUCCACUGGAAAACAAGUAAAUAGUCUACCUGUUUCUGAUCCUGUAGUGGAUAUGUGUGCAAUUGACGUCACUAAUAAUUUAUUCUUGGCAACGCUUUCUUCAAAAAAAGUUAGAAUUUACAAUCAUGGAUAACUACCAUUGCUAUAGAAAUAUCUUUUUCUUCA
Molecule: messenger RNA, 1805 nt
Organism: Frieseomelitta varia
Lineage: Eukaryota; Metazoa; Arthropoda; Insecta; Hymenoptera; Apidae
Gene: Rfwd3
Product: E3 ubiquitin-protein ligase RFWD3-like
Exons: 3
Coding region: 166-1773 (535 amino acids)
Biological process (GO): interstrand cross-link repair; protein ubiquitination
Cellular component (GO): nucleus
Molecular function (GO): ubiquitin protein ligase activity; protein binding
Source: RefSeq, a predicted model, not a curated record